AUGGAGAUAACGAGCCAAUACAAGUGGGUUGCGAGCUGGUGCGGUGUAGCCAUGGUCAUGUUGGUGCCAUGGAAAAUGUUGGAGUGGACAUGGCUAAAACCAAAGAGGCUAGAAAAGUACCUAAGGCAACAAGGUCUUACUGGCACAACCUACAAACUACCCUUUGGUGACACAAAAGAAAUCAUGAAUACCACACAGCUAGAGCCCAUGAAUCUUUCGGAUGAUAUCAUGCCUAGGGUCAUGCCCUUUGUUCAUAGGGCAAUUCAGAUCUAUGGCAAGAUUUUCUUUUCAUGGUUUGGACCGGUACCAACGCUUCACAUCAUCGAUCCGGAUGUGGUUCGAGACGUCUUAUCUCGUAUGAAUGAAUUUCAAAAGCCUAAGAAAAAUAAUCCAUACAUUGAAAUCCUUUCAACAGGCGUGAUCGAUUACGAAGGAGAUAAAUGGUCUAAACAUAGAAAAAUCAUCAAUCCUACUUUCCAUGCUGAGAAACUAAAGUUGAUGGUACCGGCUAUGUGUUUGAGUUGUCAUGAGAUGAUAAAGAGGUGGGAAACAUCAUUUUCGGAUGAGCAAUCGUUCGAGUUGGAUGUUUUUCCUCACCUUCAAACCUUAACCGGUGAUGUAAUUUCGCGCACUGCAUUCGGUAGCAGCUACGAGGAAGGAAAAAAGAUUUUUGAACUUCAGAAAGAAAUUGGUUUGUUACUGAUGCAUGUCUUGCAAUCGUUGUACAUUCCUGGAUUAAGAUUCUUACCAAACUCAAGAAACAAAAGGAUGGUGGAGAUUGAUGGUGAACUGAAGGGUUUAAUAAGAAGUAUGAUUGAUAAAAGAAUGAUUGCGAUGGAAGCGGGAGAAACUGGGCAGGAUGACUUGUUAGGCUUAUUAUUGCAGUCAAACUACGAUGAAAUUCAAAAGAGGGGAAACCAGAGAUAUGGAAUGACCAUCGAUGAGGUUAUCGAGGAGUGUAAACUUUUCUACUUUGCAGGCAACGAGACUGUUGGUAAUUUACUCGUAUGGACAAUGGUUUUACUUAGUCGAUAUCCUCAAUGGCAAGAGCUUGCAAGAGACGAAGCGUUUCAAGUAUUUGGGAACAACCAACCAGAUAUUGAUGGAUUGAGUCGUCUUAAAAUUGUAACUAUGAUAUUGCUCGAGGUUCUAAGGUUGUACCCCGCGGUUUCUGCAUUAUAUCGAACGUCAGUUGAUGAAACGAAGGUAGCAGGAGUAAAUAUUCCUGAAGGAACGUUGAUCAUAAUGCCAAUAUUAGCGUUACACCAUGACCAAGACACAUGGGGAGACGAUGCUUUAGAGUUUAACCCUACGCGAUUUGCGCUUGGUGUCUCAAAGGCGGCCUCUAAGGGACAACUUUCCUAUUUACCAUUUGGAGGGGGGCCUCGUAUUUGUAUCGGACAGAAUUUCGCUAUGUUGGAAGCUAAAAUUGCAUUGGUUAUGAUUCUACAACGUUUUUCUUUCGUGCUCUCUCCGUCGUAUUCGCAUGCCCCACAAUCAGUCAUCACUCUUCAACCUCAAUUUGGUGCCCAUUUGAUUUUGAAGAAAGUUGAGAAGAGUUGAGAAAAUAAUAUUACCCAAGGCUAGUAUCAAACUCAACUAUAACCAUCAUCUAAACGUAAAAGUUGUGAAUCAUCCGUUGUAAAAUCUUAUAAACUUGGUUUGGUUAGAUUUACGACUUAAUUCACAUGUCCAAUUAACUCUCA
This is a messenger RNA of Helianthus annuus (common sunflower), 1706 nucleotides long. RefSeq names its product cytochrome P450 CYP72A219. The transcript is spliced from 5 exons. Bases 1 to 1563 code for a protein of 520 amino acids. Lineage: Eukaryota; Viridiplantae; Streptophyta; Magnoliopsida; Asterales; Asteraceae. The record is from RefSeq and is a predicted model, not a curated record. Gene Ontology annotation, molecular function: oxidoreductase activity, acting on paired donors, with incorporation or reduction of molecular oxygen; heme binding; iron ion binding.